CGGGCAACUUGUUUGGGUCCUAACUGGAGUGGGGAAGUCAGGGGGUUCUGCGCAUGCUCUUUCCUUUCCUGCUCAGGCCACCGAUCAAGCCGCAAAGAUGUUGAUGCCCAAAAAGGAUCGCAUUGCCAUUUACGAGCUCCUGUUUAAGGAAGGAGUGAUGGUGGCCAAGAAGGAUGUUCACAUGCCAAAGCAUCCGGAGUUGGCUGACAAGAAUGUGCCCAACCUUCAUGUCAUGAAAGCUAUGCAGUCCUUGAAAUCCCGUGGAUAUGUAAAGGAACAGUUUGCUUGGCGUCACUUUUACUGGUAUCUGACCAAUGAGGGCAUUCAGUACUUGCGGGACUUCUUGCACCUGCCCCCAGAAAUUGUCCCCUCAACUCUGAAGAGAAGCCGCCCAGAGACUGGCCGACCUAGGCCAAAGGGUCUGGAAGGUGAACGUCCAGCUAGGUUGUCACGUGGUGAGGCAGACAGAGACACAUACAGGCGCAGUGCCGCUCCUCCUGGUGCAGACAAGAAGGCAGAGGCUGGAGCCGGAGCAGCAACAGAAUUCCAGUUUAGAGGAGGAUUUGGCCGUGGCCGUGGACAGCAGCCUCCUCAGUAAACCAGAUUUUCAACCAUUUGUGUAUAAUAAAACUAUUUGGGACACAA
This is a messenger RNA of Bombina bombina (fire-bellied toad), 645 nucleotides long. Its product is annotated as 40S ribosomal protein S10. NCBI's taxonomy places the organism in Eukaryota, Metazoa, Chordata, Amphibia, Anura, Bombinatoridae. Gene Ontology annotation, cellular component: cytosolic small ribosomal subunit. The transcript is spliced from 6 exons. Bases 98 to 598 code for a protein of 166 amino acids. Gene Ontology annotation, molecular function: structural constituent of ribosome; RNA binding. The record is from RefSeq and is a predicted model, not a curated record.